This is a messenger RNA of Durio zibethinus, 1152 nucleotides long. Its product is annotated as transcription factor MYB114-like. Lineage: Eukaryota; Viridiplantae; Streptophyta; Magnoliopsida; Malvales; Malvaceae. Gene Ontology annotation, cellular component: nucleus. Gene Ontology annotation, molecular function: transcription cis-regulatory region binding. Gene Ontology annotation, biological process: cell differentiation; regulation of DNA-templated transcription. The record is from RefSeq and is a predicted model, not a curated record.
ACCUUUGGAAAACUUUCAGACUCCAAAUCCUUGCUCUCAUUUAUAAAUGGUUAGUUGGGGUUCAUAUUCUUUCCAAGGAAAGGUAGCUAGAAAAGCUACAUAUAUAGAGCUGAUACAAUAUACCAGCUUCUGAACCAUAAAUAAUAAAAUAACUACCCCUCUCUUUCUCUUUCUCUAAUAAUUUGUGGUGUUUUGCCCAAAGAAUUCAGAUUUGCUUGCAAACAUUGGAAGAAAGGGAAAGAAGAUGUCAAUGGCUCCUAUAGGCAAUAAAUGCACCAGGAAAGAAGUCAAUAGAGGAGCAUGGACAGUUGAAGAAGACCAAAAGCUUGCUCAAGUCAUUGAAAUUCAUGGUCCAAGAAGGUGGAAAUCAGUGGCAGCAAAAGCAGGACUGAACAGAUGUGGAAAGAGUUGCAGACUGAGAUGGAUGAAUUAUCUUAGGCCCAAUAUAAAGAGAGGCAACAUAUCAGACCAAGAAGAAGACUUGAUACUAAGGCUGCAUAAACUGCUUGGAAACAGGUGGUCUUUGAUUGCUGGAAGACUACCAGGUCGAACUGAUAAUGAAAUCAAGAACUAUUGGAAUUCCCGUUUGAGCAAGAAAAUAAAGCAGAAUGAGAAGCAAAACAGAGGUUCAAGAAUGCAAGAAUCAGUGAUUAAGAAUUCUAAGGUAAGCGAGGUGGACUUGGUAGCGAAGGAAAGUGAAGAAGGCACGUCCAAGAGAGAUGAUGACCCCACAUCCUGCUUCAUUGGUGAUACCUUCUUCGAUUUUUAUAGCAAGGAGCCUUUUAGUUUGGAGUGGAUGAGUCAAUUUCUUGAAAUGGAUGAGAGCUGGUGUAGCUUUCCAUGACAUUGAUGCCUUGUCUUUUUACAUCAAGUUGUUGUAGUUAUGCACAUUUGUUCUUCAGCUGCUAUGGCCAAAGAGUCUUUGGUAAUCCAAGGAAAAUCCUCCAGUUUCAGUUCUCUGUCCUAAUGGUGACUAAGGUUUUUCCUUGGAUUAACAAUUGGAAUAUCAUCUUUCCUUUUUUUUUUCCCCAUCCAAGUAUAAUUCGGAUUGUUCUAUUUCAAAGGGUAGGCUUGGCUACUCCCAACAAGAAAUCUGCAAUUGUCUUGUUCAUCUCCAAUUUCGACCUUGGAACUGUCCAGAAGUGAAAGUCU